AUGGAUUGGGUAAUCCCACGUUUGCUUGUCUUUCUAGGCGCUCAAGUACUGCUGACUGGGCAGGCACGGGCCAUUGGCAGCUGUUCCAAUGACGCCGUGGUAAACUACCAACCGUUGAUGGUGUACUGCCAGGGAAUCCCAUACAACGUGGUAGGAGCAUACACGAGCUGUCUCGAUGCAUCCUACAUCACCACCACAGUUGCCGCGACAGGCAUCGUCGCCACGACUGUUACGCAGCCGGCACCGGCUAGUUCCUCGGUCGAUCCGUCUCGCUGCGUCGGAUGCGGGCUUCCCGCCCAGAUCUCCAACUUCCAGUUCUACGGAUGCGCAACCUCGCGGAAUGGGUUUCCGGCGCUCGUCAAGGUUGCCACGAGCAGGUCCAUGAGCCUCGACGCCUGUGCGGCCGCCUGCACGGGCCCCUUUAUGGCCGUAUAUGACAACGAUUGCUACUGCGGCGACAUCACCGGCUCGACUCUGGCGCAAAGGAGCGUAUGCGACUGCAACAUCUUUUGUCCGGGGAACAAGCAGCAGUGCUGCGGUGGACGAGGGACGACCAACAGCCUCCGCAAGCGCCAGGCAGCAGAUCUGGCGGGCGUCGAUAUUUCCUUGUACCAGCGCGCAGCCAUCAUCCCGAGCAGUGGCGGAGGCGACGGCACAACGACCAACGUCAUCGGAACAGGGUCCUACGCGACAAUAACCCGGCCGGUUGACGGCUCGGUCACGGCGCCAACCACAAUCACCGUUCCCCCUAGCGGCACGAACCCGGGCAGCGUCAUCGUCGUGACGCCCCUGGCCACCGGAAGCUAUGUCACCUUCAGUCAGCCGUACGACGGGUCGCUUACGGCGCCAACCACGUUGACUAUUCCUCCCAGCGGAACGCGGCCGGGAAGUGUUAUCGUUGUGACCCCCCCGGGCACAGGGGACUGGGUCACUCAAACCCAGCCGGUAGGCGGCUCGAUAACAGCUCCCACCACAAUCACCAUUCUUCCCAGCGGAACAAGACCGGGGAGCGUGGUUAUCGUGACGCCGCUGGCAGCAGUGACCAUCACUCAGCCAUUCAGCGGAUCCCUUACAGUACCUACUACAAUUACCAUUCCAGCCACGGGCACUAACCCAGCGUCCGUGGUCAUCGUAACGCCACCGGCAGCGUCCCCGGUUACGAUAGUCCAGCCAUUUAGCGGCUCUCUUACGGUUCCCACGACCAUGACGAUUGCCGCUUCCGGUACCAACCCUGCUUCGAUAGUCAUCAUAACUCCGCCAGCGACAGCCGGUCCGGUCACAAUAGUCCAGCCAUUUAGCGGCUCUCUUACAGUUCCCACAACCAUGACGAUUGCCGCUUCAGUUCCUGGCAUAGGUACCAACCCAGCCAGCGUCAUUAUCGUCACACCGCCAGCAACGGCAGCUCCGGUUACCAUAGUCCAACCAUUCAGCGGGUCGCUUACGGUUCCUACUACCAUGACAGUUCCAGCCACAGGCACCAAUCCAGCUAGCGUCAUCAUCGUUACACCGCCGGCAACAGCAGGUCUCGUUACCAUAGUCCAGCCAUUUAGCGGCUCUCUCACAGUCCCCACGACUAUUACCAUUGCCGCCACCGGCACAAACCCUGCUUCCGUGGUCAUAGUAACUCCGCCGGCGACGGCAGGUCCGGUGACAAUAAUUCAACCAUUCAGCGGGUCGCUUACGGUUCCUACUACCAUGACAGUUCCAGCCACGGGCACCAACCCAGCUAGCGUCAUCAUCAUUACACCGCCGGCAACAGCAGGUCUCGUUACCAUAGUCCAGCCAUUUAGUGGAUCGCUCACAGUUCCCACUACCAUGACGAUUCCGGCAACGGGAACUAAUCCUGCCUCUGUGGUUAUCGUCACGCCUCUUCCUGCCUCAGGGACCAACCCAGCGAGCGUGAUUAUCGUGACGCCUCCAAUAACAGCAAGUGUUGUUACCAUAGUUCAGCCAUUUAGCGGAUCGCUGACGGUCCCUACCACCAUCAGUAUUCCUGCCUCGGGUACUAACCCAGCAAGCGUAGUUGUCGUGACGCCGCUGUCUACAUUAGCUCCUGUCACUAUACUGCAACCGUUUUCUGGAUCCCUUACAGUUCCUACGACUUUCACGGUUCCUGCCACAGGCACGAAUCCUGCUUCUGUGAUAAUCGUCACACCACCGGCAACAGCAGGCGCUGUUGUUACUCUAGUUCAACCGUUCAGCGGAUCGCUUACAGUGCCGACAACUAUAACCAUCCCAGCUAGCGGCACCAACCCAGCCAGCGUGGUCAUCGUAACACCACCGGCAUCGAUAGCAGGCCCGGUUACAAUAGUCCAACCAUUCAGCGGAUCGCUUACAGUGCCGACAACUAUAACCAUUCCAGCUAGCGGCACCAACCCGGCCAGCGUGGUCAUCGUGACACCGCCAGCAUCGAUAGCUGGCCCAGUUACGAUAGUCCAACCAUUCAGCGGAUCGCUUACAGUACCGACAACUAUCAGCAUUCCUGCCACGGGUACGAACCCGGCUAGCGUGGUCAUUGUAACGCCGCCGUCAUCUACAGCACCAGCAGCACCAACAUCAGUAGUCACAAUACUCCAGCCGUUUAGCGGAUCGCUUACAGUUCCCACCACCAUUAGCAUUCCGGCGACAGGCACAAACCCGGCUAGUGUGGUCAUAGUUACACCACCAGCGUUGACGGCACUUCCAGUCACAAUAUUCCAGCCAUUCAGCGGGUCACUUACGGUCCCUACAACUAUUAGCAUUCCUGCCACGGGUACAUACCCCGCGAGCGUGGUUAUCAUCACACCACCGGCAUCCACAGCAGCCGUGGUGACCAUACUUCAACCAUUCAGCGGCUCAUUUACAGUUCCCACAACUAUUAGCGUUGCAGCUUCAGGUACAAACCCAGCCAGCGUGGUCAUCGUGACUCCGCCGGCAUCGACAGCAGCCGUGGUGACCAUACUUCAACCAUUCAGCGGCUCAUUUACAGUUCCCACAACUAUUAGCGUUGCAGCUUCAGGUACAAACCCGGCCAGCGUGGUCAUCGUGACUCCGCCGGCAUCGACAGCAGCCGUGGUGACUAUAGUGCAACCAUUCAGCGGCUCAUUUACAGUUCCUACCACCAUUAGCAUUGCAGCUUCAGGUACAAACCCAGCCAGCGUAGUCAUCGUAACGCCACCGGCGUCAGCAGCAGCCGUGGUGACCAUAUUUCAACCAUUCAGCGGCUCGCUUACAGUCCCUACCACCAUUAGCAUUCCUGCCACCGGCACGAUCCCAGCCAGCGUGGUCAUCGUAACGCCGCCGGCGUCUGCAGCAGCCGCGGUGACGGUCGUGCAACCCUUUAGUGGAUCCCUCACCAUCCCCACCACGUUUACAGUUGCCGCCACGGGCACCAACCCCGCUUCCGUGGUCAUUGUGACACCCCCCGCGACGUCCGGUCCGGGGGCUCCGGUCACCAUAGUCCAACCGUUCAGCGGGUCCCUGACCUUCCCCACAACCAUUAGCCUAUCCGCCUCGGGCACCAACCCCGCCAGCGUCGUCAUUGUAACCCCGCCGACGACGGCGGGCCCCGUCACCGUGUUCCAGCCGUUUGGCGGCUCGCUUACCGCGCCCACGACCUUUACCGUCCCGGCCACGGGCACCUACCCGGCCAGCGUGGUCAUCGUGACGCCGCCGGCAACCCCCAGCGUCAUAACCGUCACCCUGACCCAGGCCGGCACCACGAUUAUCCAGGUCAUAACCGUGACGCCGUCGGUCGCUUCCAGCUCCUCCUCCUCCUCCACCUCGUCAACCACCAGCACUUCCGCUCCCCCCUCCAGCAGCUCGGCCAAUCCAACGUGCACUCCCGGCGUUUCAUGGGCCUACUACGCCUUGGACCAGGGCAGCGCCAGUGCUCCGGGAGUGAUCCCCUCCGAUGGUCCCCCGUGGACAAACUACCCGCAGAUAUUCAACCCGAGUCUCGUGCUCCAAGGGCAAACGCCAUCUGCUCUGGGAAGGACCACGACAAUCGGUUUUUGCACCAAUACUGGUGCAAACGUCCCCAUCCCCAUCUACUAUGUGCGGGUACCCCGGACCGACUACAUUGUUACCCAAAAUGUCGGAUAUUUCCAUCCUGCCAUUACAGGGUCGUAUAAUUUCUCCUUUACGGGUUGGAUCAACGAGGCCCAAUAUCUCUGGCUCGGAAAUAAUGCCAUGUCCGGGUGGAACAGUGGAAACGCCAACCUGAUCGGUACCUGGGGACAGGUUAACCAAUCCUUUACAUUAUCGGCGACAGCUGGAGACUACAUUCCUUUCAGGCUGCUUUUCGUCAACGCGCAGACCACUUCGGCGCUAAGCUUUACCCUUACCGACCCUACCGGCGCCGUCGUUGCCUCGUACUCGGUCAACGUCAAUGUAUGCCCUACCACGUCUGUCCCAAUCACAAGCAACCAGCUUGUCACCGGGUGCUCUGGCCUUCCCGCUAUUCCCUAUGAAGACACGAGCAUCAGCCCGCCGUCGUGCUCGCCUGGUGUAACGUGGGCCUAUUAUGAUAUGUCGCGUGGCACUGCCAGUGCUCCUGGAGUGAUCCCUGAUGAUACUACACAGACGAUAGGCAAUUAUGCGCAAGCUGUGUUCAACUCGUCCCUCGUGCUCGCAGGCCAGGUACCCUCUACAACCGGCGUCACCAAGACCAUCUACAUCUGCGAUGUUUCGCCAUCGGGCGCAGCUUCCACUCUCUAUGGCAAAUCUAUACCCCGCUUCGAUUAUGCGGCUGUUCAACAUGUCGGCUAUUUCCACCCUGCAAUCACAGGGUUGUAUAAUUUCUCCUUCAACGGUUAUGUUAACGACGCCCAAUAUCUUUGGCUUGGAAAAAACGCUGUGUCCGGCUGGACCAACAACAAUGCUAACCUGGUCGCGACUUUGAUGUCGACGCAGUCUUUUACAUUCUCCGCUACCGCUGGGACCUAUAUUCCCUUCAGGCUACUCUAUGCGAACGCCCAGGCAGUCGGUGCGCUUGCUUUCACACUGACAGAUCCCAGCGGCACUGUCAUCACGAGCUCCGUCAUUGGCAGUAAUAAUGUUUGUCCCGGCGUCGUUGUUCCGAUUACGAGCAAUCAGCUUGUUACUUCCUGUGCUGGCCUGCCGCCUCUUCUCUUCAGCAGUUGA
Messenger RNA from Ustilaginoidea virens, 5124 nucleotides. RefSeq lists its product as uncharacterized. Bases 1 to 5124 code for a protein of 1707 amino acids. The record is from RefSeq and is a predicted model, not a curated record. NCBI's taxonomy places the organism in Eukaryota, Fungi, Ascomycota, Sordariomycetes, Hypocreales, Clavicipitaceae. The transcript has 5 exons.